CAAAAACCAGUUGAUUCAAUUUGUUACUUUUGUUUAACCAAUGGCUUCACAACAAGCAAGAAGAGAGAACAUAACUGAUGAACAACCUAACAUUCACUUGGAGAAAACCAUAGACCCCAAAAGGGGUGCUGUGAAAGUGCAAGUUGGAACUGAUUUUCAUCUUGCAGGUGGUGGCAUUAUUCAUGUCACAAAUGCUGAACACAAAGGCCAAGUCCAAAGAGAGAAGCAUUCUUUUGGUAAUCAACAGAGGCAACAACAUGGAUUUGAAGAGAGACCAGGAGGUGUCAAGUUUGAAGUAAAUAGCCAGAAACAGAAGGGUUCUCUAGAUUCAAAGCACAAAAGCCAAAUGGAGAACUCUUCAGAAGGCUUAAAGGUUGCUGAAGAGCGCUAUGACAAGGCAAAGGAGUUGGGCGGAUCGGCAUUGCAUAAUGUCAAAGAAUCGGCAAGUUAUGGACUUGGUUCCCCAGGUGCUUAUGCAACACCAAAAGGUGCACAAGGCAAAGACAAUGUUACACAUGGAGUUCAAAGUGGAUAUCAAUAUGUUGCUAAGAAUGCUGGCGCUGCUAAAGACACAGCACUUCAAAAAGGCCAGCAAACUUAUGCUGUAACUAAAGAUAACCUUUCAACUGCAGGACAAAAUGUAGCUCAAUCUACACAACAAGCUAAAGAUUAUACCUUCCAAAAAGCAGGGGAGACUAAAGAUUAUGCUAAGGACACAACACUUGAGAAGGGUCAACAAGCUUAUGAUACCCUUUCAAGCACAGGACAAACUGCAGCUCAAUAUGCACAACAAGCUAAAGACUAUACCUUGCAAAAGGCAGGAGUGGCUAAAGACACAGCUCUUGAGAAGGGUCAACAAGCUUACAAUACAACUAAAGAUACCCUUUCAAGCGCAGGACAAAAUGCAGUUCAAUCAGCACAGCAGGCAAAAGAUUAUACACUGCAAAAGGCAGGGGAGACUAAAGAUACAGUCCGCGACAAGGGUCAGCAAGCUUACUCUACAACUAGAGACACCCUUUCAAGCGCAGGAACAAAUGCAGCUCAAUCAGCACAACAAGCAAAAGAUUAUACACUACAAAAUGCUGGAGAGGCUAAAGAUUAUGCUAAAGACAGGGUCCUUGACAAAGGUCGGAAAGCUUACUCCACAACUAGAGACACCCUUUCGAGUGCUGGACAAAAUGCUCAAUCAGCACAGCAGUCUACAGAUUACACCCAAAAAAACGCAGAGGAGGCCAGGGACAAUGCAGCAGGACUGAGCAAGAACGCAGCAAGCUAUAUUGGGAAGAAAGCUACAGAAGCAAAAGAUGUCACCUUAGAAACAGGCAAAGGAGCAGUAGGAUAUGCAGGGCAAGCAGCAAGUUAUGUUGGACAGAAAGCAGUUGAUACAAAAGAUGUCACGGUAGAAACAGGCAGAGGAGCAGUAGGAUAUGCAGGGCAAGCAGCAAGCUAUGUUGGACAGAAAGCUGUUGAUGCUAAAGAUGUUACCUUAGAAACAGGGAAAGGAGAAGUAGGAUAUGCAGGGGAAGUAGCUGAAACUGUGAAGGAAAAAGCUGUAGUGGCUGGUUGGGGAGCUGCACAUUAUACUGCUGAGAAAGCAGCAGAGGCAACUAAAGCUGUGGUUGGUGUUGCUUCUAAUGUUGCAGGGUAUACUGGAGAGAAGGCGGUCGCCGCAAAGGAUGUAGUUGCUGGCACUGGAAUGAGUGCUGUGGAGUAUGUCGAGAACAAGCUGGCUAAUGCAAAGGAUUAUGUUGUUUUAACUGAAGAAAGUGCAGCAGAGUAUGCAGUUAGGAGGAAAGCUGAAGCUGAAAAGGAAUUGGAAGCUAAGAGAUCAUAUGAUUACAAGAGAGAAAGUGGAGGUGGACUUAUUAGUGAGGAAAAUCAAGAAACAAAAUGGGAGGAAUUAGGAGGAGAGGAAAGCAAGCAGCAGAAGCAGAAAGGAGGGUUAUUACAAGCCAUUGGGGAAACUAUAGUGGAGAUAGGGAAGACAGCAACAGAUCUUAUAGCUGGACGUGGCCAAUCUCAAAGUGAUAGCAAGGGAGAUGAAAGUCACUCUUCACAUAGAAACAGCUGAUUUUUGGCAUUUUGAGCGCAGAAUUUCAACUGUUUUUUUUUUUGUUGUUGCUGUUUUUCAAGCGUCAGUAUAUGGGGUUUUAUAUUAUUAUUAGGAUUGUAACGAUUAGGCUCCUUUAUCUUUGAUAGUUAAGGUACCUAAAACUUGGAAU
This is a messenger RNA of Nicotiana tabacum (common tobacco), 2222 nucleotides long. RefSeq lists its product as uncharacterized. Gene Ontology annotation, biological process: cold acclimation. Lineage: Eukaryota; Viridiplantae; Streptophyta; Magnoliopsida; Solanales; Solanaceae. The record is from RefSeq and is a predicted model, not a curated record. Gene Ontology annotation, cellular component: cytosol.